AUGGCCCUCCACCCCCGCAGAGUUCGGCUGAAGCCCUGGCUGGUGGCCCAAGUGGAUAGUGGCCUGUACCCGGGGCUCAUCUGGCUACACAGGGACUCCAAACGCUUCCAGAUCCCCUGGAAACAUGCCACUCGGCACAGCCCCCAGCAAGAGGAGGAAAACACCAUUUUCAAGGCCUGGGCUGUGGAGACAGGGAAAUACCAGGAAGGGGUGGAUGACCCUGACCCAGCUAAAUGGAAGGCCCAGCUCCGCUGUGCUCUCAACAAGAGCAGAGAAUUCAACCUGAUGUAUGAUGGAACCAAGGAGGUGCCUAUGAACCCAGUGAAGAUAUAUCAAGUGUGUGACAUCCCCCAGCCCCAGGGCUCGAUCAUUAACCCAGGAUCCACUGGGUCUGCUCCUUGGGAUGAGAAAGACAAUGAUGUGGAUGAAGAAGAUGAGGAGGAUGAGCUGGACCAGUCACAGCACCACGUCCCCAUUCAGGACACCUUCCCCUUCCUGAACAUCAAUGGUUCUCCCAUAGCACCAGCCAGCGUGGGCAACUGCAGUGUGGGCAACUGCAGCCCUGAAGCAGUGUGGCCCAAAACGGAACCUCUGGAGAUGGAAGUGCCCCAGGCACCUGUACAGCCUUUCUACGGCUCUCCAGAGCUGUGGAUCAGCUCACUCCCAAUGACUGACCUGGACAUCAAGUUUCAGUACCGUGGGAAGGAGUAUGGGCAGACCAUGACCGUGAGCAACCCCCAAGGCUGCCGGCUCUUCUAUGGGGACCUGGGUCCCAUGCCUGACCAGGAGGAGCUCUUUGGUCCUAUCAGCCUGGAACAGGUCAAGUUCCCGGGGCCGGAGCACAUCACCAAUGAGAAGCAGAAGCUGUUCACCAGCAAGCUGCUAGACGUCAUGGAUAGAGGACUGAUUCUGGAGGUCAGCGGGCACGCCAUCUACGCCGUCAGGCUGUGCCAGUGCAAGGUGUACUGGUCUGGGCCAUGUGCCCCAUCACCUGUUGCCCCCAACCUGAUUGAGAGACAAAAGAAAGUCAAACUGUUUUGUCUGGAAACCUUCCUGAGUGAUCUCAUUGCCCACCAAAAAGGACAGAUAGAGAAGCAGCCACCAUUUGAAAUCUACUUAUGCUUUGGGGAAGAAUGGCCAGACGGGAAACCCCAGGAAAGGAAACUCAUCUUGGUUCAGGUCAUUCCAGUGGUGGCUCGGAUGAUCUACGAGAUGUUUUCUGGUGACUUCACACGAUCCUUUGACAGUGGCAGCGUCCGCCUGCAGAUCUCAACUCCAGACAUCAAGGAUAACAUCGUUGCUCAGCUGAAGCAGCUGUACCGCAUCCUGCAAACCCAGGAAAGCUGGCAGCCCAUGCAGCCCACCCCCAGCAUGCAACUGCCCCCUGCCCUGCCAGCUCAGUAA
Messenger RNA from Rangifer tarandus platyrhynchus (Svalbard reindeer), 1404 nucleotides. The record is from the annotation of a GenBank genome assembly. Lineage: Eukaryota; Metazoa; Chordata; Mammalia; Artiodactyla; Cervidae.